Molecule: messenger RNA, 591 nt
Organism: Trichomonas vaginalis G3
Lineage: Eukaryota; Parabasalia; Trichomonadida; Trichomonadidae
Product: small Rab GTPase RabA2
Exons: 1
Coding region: 1-591 (196 amino acids)
Molecular function (GO): GTP binding; GTPase activity
Source: RefSeq, a predicted model, not a curated record
AUGAGUGGUAACUACAAGUUCAUUGUUAUUGGUUCCAGUGGUGUUGGUAAGACAGCAAUCCUCAAGCGUCUCGUAGAUGAUGUUUUCACUGGUGAAUCACAAUCUACAAUCGGUGUUGAAUUUAUCGCUACAACAAUUGAUGUUGAUGGACAGAGUGUUAAAUUACAGGUUUGGGAUACAGCCGGUCAAGAAAGAUUCAGAUCCAUCGCUAAAGCAUACUUCAGAAGUGCCAUCGGUGUUAUCUUGGUCUUCGAUUUAACAGAUCGUAAAUCAUUCGAAGAUCUUAACCAGUGGCUUAAUGAUGUUCACUCUCUUUGCGAUCCAAACGCUGUUGUUACGCUUAUUGGUAACAAGUCAGAUCUUGUCGGACAACGUGCAAUCACACAGAGUGAAGCAGAGGCUUUCGCUGCCAUGCAUUCACUUACAUAUCUCGAAACAUCUGCUCUUGGCGGUGAUAAUGUUCAAGAAGCUUUCCAGAGAACAGCUGCAGAAGUAUAUCGUCGUUCUUUGAUGAAGGGUGACAAUAAAUCAGCCCAACCAGAUGUUAAGAAGCUUGAUAACAAGCAAGGCGGUGAAAAGAAGUGCUGUUAA